Scutellospora calospora is the source of this 2047-nucleotide messenger RNA. The record is from the annotation of a GenBank genome assembly. Lineage: Eukaryota; Fungi; Glomeromycota; Glomeromycetes; Diversisporales; Gigasporaceae.
AUGAUGAAUUCUUAUAGAACACCUUCAACAAAACUUCUCCAGGCACGUUUGCCAAGAUUAAAGCGUGAAAUAAUUGAAUUGCGAAAUGAUCCUUUGAAAGGUGUUGAUGUAAUAAUUCAUGACGAUAUCACUUCAAUGUGCUUGAUUUUGACACCUUUACAAGGUCCGUUUUUCGGUCUAAGAUUACAUUUGACUGUUAAAAUUCCUGAAGAAUACCCUCGUAGUGCACCUCAAGUGUCAAUACAAACCAAAGUCAAACAUCCCAAUGUAUUCAGUACUGGAUAUAUUUGUGCGGAUGUUUUACAAGAUUAUCAUACUCGAUCUUCUAAAGGGUAUAACGGAGGAUAUACCUCCGGUUAUUUAUUGAAAUACAUAUACUUACAAUUGCUGAGCUUUUUUUCUGAUCAAUGGGUUGAACAAGAAUAUGGUGGUUUAAGUAAAAUUCAUGUUGAUGAAAAUUUUAAAUUAGCUUCGAAGCAAAUAGUCAAAGGGUAUUCAUGCACAAAAUGUGGAUACAAUGAACCCACAUGUUCUAACCCCAUAAAAGUAAUUCUUACUGAUGAUGAGAUUGAAAAUCAAGAUAUUUACGGAAACCUCGUAUCUUCGUCAAGUCUUACUUAUGUCAAUAAUGAUGUUAGUAUGCAGACAUCUAAUACUACGGUGAAUGAUUUGAAUGACGAUGCUUGGUUGCAUAUCUUGGAAUUCUUAACAGAACAAGAUAUUUUUUUAUUAUCUAAAGCAUAUCCACGUAUUAGCAUAUUAGUUCGUUAUUUUAACAUAAUGUUACGCCGACAAUUGGUAUGUUAUUAUCUUCGCAAAACUUUUAACGAAUCGGUUCUCGGAAUUGGUGUUAGAGCUGGUUAUGGUUCCAUAGAAAAACGUGAAUUAAUAAUUGAAGAAUUUGAUCUUUUUUCAUAUGAAGCGUUUAAGGAUCAUAAUUUACGAGAUGGAAUUUGGGGAAAUAAUUUCACACAUUUUCUUCCAAUUGCUUUAAACCAAAAUCACUUUAAUCGAUCACUUCCGAUACUUAAAUUGUCUUUAAUGCAAUUACGUGACUAUUCUGAAUGGAAUCCAUCAAUAAUCUUCAAAACGAUCCCAGGAAUGAUGAGUGCAAUGGUGGUGAAUUUAAUGAAAGCUUGUGAUGAUAGUGGUGCGCAAUCGGUUAGUAAUCGUAAUCUGGUGGUUCUAAAAGCUUCUGAAAAAGCGUUACAAGGAUAUUGCCUUUUGCUUCAUCUUUUGACAAUGCUGGCUGAAAAAUAUCCGGAAAUUACCAAAGAAGCUGAAAAUAAAAUUUCUAGAUUUAUGAGCUCUGAAGUUGAACGUCGUAAAUCUCAUGCGCCAAAUUUAGGAGAACUAAUGAUUUAUCUGUUCUUGUGCAAAAAUAUGGUUUGGUCAGAAUUUUGCCCGUAUUUUUUGCAAGAAUUAAUGGCUCGUAAUGUAGUUUGGUUUUUAAACAAAGAUCCUGGUUUGGCAUACAUAGAACCAGAAAAUUAUCGUUCAGAUUAUCGACUUAAUGCCACAUUUGAAUUGAGUAGUACUUCUCUACGUCUUGUAUUAUUUCAAGUUUCAUUUCUUAAAAUAAUGCAAGGAAUUAGAGAAGAUAUGAAACAUAGAUAUGGUUAUCCAUCGGAUGAAAUGAGCACUUCUUUACUUUUAUUGAUCAAACAAAUAUAUAAUGUUAAAACAUGGGAUGUUUUCUUUAAAAUGAUAGACUUUUCUUUGCCUGAACAAAAAUGGAAACUUGUAGUCUCUAAAAUGUUGAAAAAUGCAAUCAGUGAAAGUUAUAAGAGUGGUUAUCAUCAAGUUCCAUAUACGGUUAAUGAACUCUAUUUUAUUAGACUUAAGAAAGAGUCGCGGAUGCCUCCACCUAGGUGUUGGAAUAAUGGUUCGGAGGAAAUGAAUAGAUUAUUGACUUAUGGAUGUGAUGAAUCACAACAAUUUCAUCCAAAGAACCAAAAUAAUCAAUCUUAUAGAGGAGGUCGCGGAGGGCAAAAUAGGAGAGGUGAUGGUGGACGUGGACGUGGACGUGGCAAUGGACGUGGCAGGG